Messenger RNA from Anopheles nili, 1245 nucleotides. RefSeq lists its product as uncharacterized. Bases 1 to 1245 code for a protein of 414 amino acids. The record is from RefSeq and is a predicted model, not a curated record. Gene Ontology annotation, molecular function: aldose 1-epimerase activity; carbohydrate binding. Gene Ontology annotation, biological process: glucose metabolic process; beta-D-galactose catabolic process via UDP-galactose, Leloir pathway. Lineage: Eukaryota; Metazoa; Arthropoda; Insecta; Diptera; Culicidae. The transcript has a single exon.
AUGUCGCCUGCCGUUUCACUAACAGCCACCAGCUUCGGGAAGCUGGUCGACGACACGGGCCGAGAAGUUGCUGUUCAAAAAUUCACCUGGCAAACGGUCGCCGGUCUGCGGCUUUCCGUGCUCAACCUUGACGCAGCCAUUAUCGAACUAUCUGUGCCAGAUCGUAGUUGGGAAUCGAUCGCGAACGUGCUGCUCGGUGUGAACAACCUCGAUCAGUACUUGCAGCUUGAUCCGGCGCUCGUUUCCUGCGCUCAAUUCGAGCACGGUUGGCCAAUCCUCACAGGAAACGGUCCCCGGGAGGACGAAACCAAUCGCUCUAACCAAAAGGCGGAUUUCCACCGAAUCUGGCACCCGUUCGUGGAUGAAACGCGACUCCAUCUGAGCCUGGUGCGCAAAUCACCGACGCAGAAUCGAAACACUUUGGCCACCGUCACCAUCUCGGUGGAACCAUCCAACGUGGUUCGAAUCCGGUAUCGGACCUGCUGCACUGUCGGUGGUCUGUUCCGGCUCGCACACCGGUUCUUGUUCAAUCUCGGAGGUUGUGAAUCCGGAGCCCAAGGCACCUUCGAGCACGUGGUGCAGCUAAACGCCGACUCGUACGUCGAUGAAGGACGCAAUAUACGCAGCGCGAUGGAAAACGUGACCGAUUUACGUAUUGCGCAGCAUCUCGGGCUCGCCUUGUAUCGUGCCGGAAACGAAGGCAUCGAUGGAGCGGCUCGGUUGCGUGGCAUUUACCAGCUCAACAGCGCAUCCGAGGAAGGAUACGCCCUGCGGUUGAUCCACACUGGCUCUGGUCGGGCGCUGGAAAUGUAUUGCGAUUUUCCCUGGCUGCACUUUUCCACCCUCGACGAGUUGCCACCGGGAAAAUGCACGAUCGUACCGUUUUACCCCCGGGAAGGACUUAAGAGGGUAUCGCUCAUUUUCGAUCUUGACCAGUUCGUCCUGUCGGUGGUCGAUGGGAUCGAGCCGGAAGUUCCUGAAACAGACGACCAAGAUAAGCCUUCUGGACAGGAUGAAUCGGCCCCAGAGCCCACCGCACGAUCAGACACUUUUCUUAAGAACGAUGGGAUUCUUAUACACCCGCUGGCGUGUCCGUUCGUCAUGAAAGGACGACGAAAGCAAGAGGAUUCGCCCCACGCACGGUGCCCACUGCAAUUUAUCGGACAUGUGACGCUGAAGUUUGGUAUCUGUAAGGCGCUUUCACCAGAGGAUACCACCGGCCCCAAAUUAACCGGAUCAAAAUGA